Spodoptera littoralis (African cotton leafworm) is the source of this 534-nucleotide messenger RNA. The record is from the annotation of a GenBank genome assembly. Lineage: Eukaryota; Metazoa; Arthropoda; Insecta; Lepidoptera; Noctuidae.
AUGACGAGGAAGUUUCUUUUCUGUUUCCCUUUAAGGGUGGGGAAUAUUAUAUUCGGAUAUAUUGUAAUACUGAUAGCAAUAGCGACAGUAGCCUUCCAUUUGUACCAGCUUGGCUUGAACGUGACAAACAACUACUUCGAGAAGGAUGGAAAGUUCCGAAACUUCGAGAAUCUUGAGAGCAUAUUUGGAUCCACAAAGGACUCGCUGGAGAGGAUAAUCGUCCUUACAUAUUACCUCACGUAUAUUACAAUAGGAAUGAUACUCUUCCUAUUUGCUAUUAUGUUCACCGCAGGCGCUUAUAAGGCGAACCACUGUUUAGUGACAACGUUCUUCGUGUACAGUUUCUUCCACCUCUUCUUCUCGGUGAUAUUGAUUAUCUGGGAAGCACUGACUGCCGGCUGGAUACAACUGGGAUUAGUCGCCCUGUUUGACUUGCUCCUCAUAGUUUGCCUGUUCAGCGUCAAAUAUUUGAUGGAAGCAAUCAGAACAGGGAACAUCUACUGUCGGCCAGGAGAAGUUUACUAUAAAUACUAA